Molecule: messenger RNA, 3339 nt
Organism: Nerophis lumbriciformis (worm pipefish)
Lineage: Eukaryota; Metazoa; Chordata; Actinopteri; Syngnathiformes; Syngnathidae
Source: RefSeq, a predicted model, not a curated record
AUGAAUACAAUAACCCAAAGCUGUGUCCUAUUAUUGUGGAUGCAUACGUUGACCUUUGUGAAAUGUCAAGACUGUACACUUGAAGAUUUUCAGAAUGGACCCCUGUACGAUUCAAAUUUUGACACAACGAAUAUGGAAAACAAAUACCAAAGUGGGCAGCAAGUGAGAGUGGGCUGCACUGUUGGGCACAGUGGAUUUUUCAGACUCAUCUGUGCUGAUGGAACAUGGCAGUCUCGUGGUACCAAAUGUCAACCAAAACCGUGUGGUCAUCCUGGUGAAGCCCAGUUUGCAAAUUUCCAUUUGGAGCAAGGCAAUGAUUUCGUCUUUGGCUCACAAGUCAAAUAUACUUGCCACCAAGGUUAUCAAAUGGUCAGUCGGAUUGACUACCGACGCUGCAUGGCAGAAGGGUGGAGUGGUACGAUUCCAGUCUGUGAAGCAAUACAAUGCCCUUUCAUCUUCGUGGAUGACAAUGUUGAUGUGGUCGGAGACCUGGAAGAAGCUAACUUUGGCAACGUGGUUCGUUUUAGUUGCAAGAAUAGUUUUGAAAUCCUAACUGGUUCAACAGAGAUGUUGUGUGAUGAAAAUGGAGAGUGGACUGGUCGUCCUCCAAAAUGUGAAGCGGUGAAAUGCACAGUGCCAUUGAUUGAAAAUGGUUUCGUGCCUGGGAAAGUCAAAGAGUACAAAGAACACGAGAUAUUGUCUUAUCAAUGUAAUCCAAACUACAAGCGAGCUGAGCACAGGCCUUCAUCAUGCGAAAAACUUGGGAUCAGAGCAGAGUGGAGCCCCACGCCUGCAUGUGAAUUGAUAAAAUGUAAAGUAUCACUGCCAGCCAUUAGAGGAACCAGCUACGAACCUGCUUACACGUCCUCAUUUUCACCUGGUGACACAUUAACUGUCACAUGUGGAGAGAGUUACUACAUUUCAACUGUCCAGCAGACCUCAGCAGUGUCAACAUGCAAAGAUGAUGGAAAAUGGACCAUUAGACCAAUAUGUCUUGAGGUUACAUGCAGUAACCAAAGAGACCCAAGUGUAUAUCGAUGGGAUAUCUAUUGGGGGCAGAGAGUAAAAUUGGGUACAUCUGCAAACUUUUACUGUAGGCAAGGAUACAGGAGAACAAAUGGCUUGUCACAGGUCACAUGCACAAGAGAUGGAUGGAUACCAAAUCCACCCUGCCAAGAAAUAACAUGUGACAGUAAGGAUAUCCACAGUGCAACCAUUGCUAAUAAUGGCAAGCAAAUAUACAAAAAUUACGAAACAGCCUACUUUACCUGUAAAGAUUCUCGUGAACAGUUUGCGCUAACUUGCACAGAUAAUGGUUGGCACGGAACAGUAUAUUGCCCAGGACACCAAUGUAAACGACUUGACCUCAGCAAUGCAGAAAUUGUCCGCAAUAACAGGCCCUAUUACGACGAGGGUGACCGUGUCCGAUAUGCAUGUUUGAAUGAUGCUGAUAGACAAUUCAGUGUUACUUGUGAAUUUGGUGGCUGGACUGGAAUUCAGAACUGUUCAGCAUGUCUACAACCUGAUGUGCUUCAUGGCUUUGCUGUUGGUCCAGUACAUGACACACUCUACUACACGUGCAAUGAAGGUUACAAGCUGCCCAGUAAUGGGUGGUGGGGUGAAGCGAAAUGCUUUGAUGGUCUGUGGUCUGGACUGGAACAAUGCAUUGAAACAAAUAAGUGUGGGGAAACACCUUUGAUUGCAAAUGCAAAAAUCAAACACCAUAAGAAUCCAAAUGGACAUGAUGAGAGCCUCCAGAUUAUUUGCAACGAUGGAUACCAAAGCCAGAUUAACUACAUAUUGUGCGUGGGAGGAAAUUGGGAUUUGAAUGGAUUAUCCUCCAACACUAUCUGCACACUCAAUUCUGUGACGUGCAGUCCGCCUUCUAAGAUUGAGAAUGCCCUCAUUACAACUUCAUAUCAGAGAGAAUACAUGUAUGGCUCAAAGGUAACUUUCAAGUGCCGGGAGAACUAUAUGGUGGAAGGAAAAGAUACAAUCACAUGUCAAAAUGGCAAAUGGGACAUGGUGGACAUUAAGUGUAUACCAUACUGCUCUAAGCCCAAAAAUGUGGAAAGACUCAUGACCUUCACUGACAACAAAGAAAAAUACAUUAAUAAUGAGGUCAUUGAGUAUCGCUGUAUUCAACCAAGUGAAAAAACCGAUGGUUCUGCAACAUGUGUAAAUGGCACUUGGAGUCAACCAAUUCAAUGUGGAGUGAAGCCAUGUCCACUUCCCGAAAACACUCCAAAUGGCUACUAUCAAAUUAUCCAGGGUGACGAUUUGGUUUUCGGGGCAACUAUAAAAUACUUUUGCAAUGUGGGCUAUCAAAUGAUAAGUCAAACUGAUACCAGGACGUGUUUGCUGGACAAAUGGACCAACCAUGUGCCAAUCUGUGAACCUAUGACAUGUGAGACACCACCUGCAGUGGGAGGGAUCACAAUUACAGGUUUACCACAAAAUGAAGAGGGCAUCCUUCCCGACCGCUUCCUAAAAUUCAGCUGUGAUGUUCCCGGGAAGCAACUGCAUGGCAGCUCAUUGCUCAUAUGCGGUCAAGAUGGACUUUGGGAUAAACCAUUCCCUUCAUGUGAAGACAUUGCUUGUAAAGUUGGAGAGAUACACCCUCGUCUCGAUGUAGAUGAACUGCCACCAGGCAAUCAAACAAUACGAAUUGGACACAAAUUAAGGUUUCGCUGCAGUAAUGGAUAUGCUUUGGAUGGUUCCGAAGAAAGCGAAUGCCUACCGACCGGAGAGUGGGAGAACCCCUUCCCGACUUGCACGGAACCAUGCCAAGUCAGAGACAUACCUGCUGGUGUACACUUGAGCACAAAACUACACAACACACAAGUACAACAAGGCCAAAAGUUGAAGUUUUCUUGCCGCUUGCGUGGACAUAUGAUUCGAGGGAAGGCAGAGGUUGAAUGUCUACCGAAUGGGCAAUGGAGCGAUCCUUUCCCAACAUGUGGAGCUCCUUUGGAAUGUGAGCGUCCACCUUAUCUUGCUGGUGGGGACACCAAGUAUUCCACCAAAUACACUUACAGACAUGACGAAAAGGUUGAGUAUAUUUGCCAGAAUUACUACGUAAUGGAAGGGCAACCUUACAAGACCUGCAAGAAUGGUCAGUGGAUUGGAGAGAUGAAAUGCCUCAAGCCCUGCACUGUGAAUAGAGAACUAAUGAGCACGCACAACAUUUUAUUCAGAUACACGCGUGAUGAUAAGUUGUACUCGGCUCAUGAUGAUGAAAUCGAGUUCAGGUGCGCCCAAAGAACAAGACAUGAUGGCGCACUCAGUAUGCGGCAGAAGUGCAUUGAUGGAGUAAUGGAACUGCCCACAUGCCAAUAG